Molecule: messenger RNA, 2007 nt
Organism: Scatophagus argus
Lineage: Eukaryota; Metazoa; Chordata; Actinopteri; Scatophagidae
Product: peptidase M20 domain-containing protein 2-like
Exons: 7
Coding region: 509-1768 (419 amino acids)
Molecular function (GO): dipeptidase activity
Source: RefSeq, a predicted model, not a curated record
UCACCUGAAUCAGCUGUCCUUGAGAGAUCAUUUUUAUGCUAAUAAAUGCAGUGCUAUUGAACUGUCUGAAACCUGACUGAAACUUUUGUAGUAUUUCUAAUGAUUAGGUUGUAGUAAUAUAUAGUGAUAGUAUGCAUAUUGUCAUUGCCCUCCAUUAUGCUGUCCGCUUGGACAUUCUUUAAGAACUGAUGCUACAAACAGUUGCACGAUGAUUGAAAUGGAGCCAGAUUUCUACUAAAGCCAUUGUACGAACACUAGCACAGAGUUAGGUGGGCCGUCAUGAGGAUUAUUUCAAGAAUCAUUUGUCAGUGGCAAACGAUGUUUAAGCACUAUGCAGUAUGUGUGGUCUAUUUUGAAACUGGACUGUUACAAAUUUAGCGCUUGCGCUGAGGGCGGCGCUUACUGUAACUGGAUAGUACAACUGCAGGACACCAGCUUUGAAAACAGACCGUGUGAGUACAAAGGUUAGUGAUAACAGAACAUCAUAACUUUCUCUAAACCGAGCAAGAUGUCUGACACAGCAGACUUACUGGCGGAGCUGAAACAGAGAGUUGGCUGCUGCAUAGAUGAAGCCAAAGAAAAGUUGCACAGACUCAGUAAGGACAUAUGGAGCUGUCCAGAGCUGGCUUAUGAGGAAACUCAGUCUCACAACAGACUGGUAGAAUUUUUCAGCCAAGAAGAAGGCUGGAAGGUCGACAGUCACUUCAAACUAGAGACUGCAUUUCGAGCCACUUGGGGAACCGGCGGCAGUGAGAAGGUGAAUGUGGGUUUCCUGUGUGAGUAUGACGCCCUGCCUGGUAUUGGACAUGCGUGUGGACACAAUUUGAUAGCCGAGGUUGGAGCUGCUGCAGCUCUAGGGCUCAAAGCUGUGCUGGAAAACACACAGAAGCUCCCUGUCCAGGUGCAGGUGAUGGUGCUGGGGACCCCAGCUGAGGAGGAUGGUGGAGGUAAAAUUGACAUGGUGAGGGAGGGAGCAUUUGAGGACCUCGAUGUGGUCUUUAUGGCCCACCCAUCAAAGGAGGAUGCCACGUACCUGCCCUGCGUGGCUGAGCAUGAUGUAACCAUAAAGUAUCACGGUAAGGAGUCUCAUGCCUCAGCCUACCCCUGGGAGGGAAUCAACGCAUUGGAUGCGGCGGUGCUGUGCUACAACAACUUGUCUGUGCUCAGACAGCAGAUGAAACCAGACUGGAGAGUUCACGGUAUCAUAAAGCAUGGUGGAGUGAAACCAAAUAUCAUCCCUGCCUACACUGAGCUGGAGUACUAUCUGAGAACCCCGUCACGUGCUGAGCUUCCUGUUCUGAAGAAAAAGGCUGAGAUGUGUUUUAGAUCAGCAGCUGCAGCAACUGGCUGUGAGGUUGAAGUACAGUUUGCAAGAAAUAAAUAUGACAACAUGUUGCGCAAUGCUGUACUAGAGGAGCUGUAUGAGAAAAAUGGAAAGGCUCUGGGGAUGGACUUCACCACAGACGAAGAAGUCCUCAGGAAUGAAUCUGGUUCCACAGACUUUGGCAAUGUGACAUUUGUAGUACCUGGUAUCCAUCCAUACUUCUACAUUGGUUCUAAUGCAUUGAACCACACAGAGGAAUACACUGUUGCUGCUGGUGAAGACAGAGCUCAGUUCUUCACCCUGAGGGCGGCGAAGGCUCUGGCCAUGACGGCCCUGGAUGUGCUGCUGCAUCCGGAGCUGCUGCAGAGGGUGAAGCAGGAGUUCACUGAGGCCAAACUGAAGGAGGAGAGGACGCAGAGAAAGAGCACAGAGCAGUCUGCUUAACACUGCUGAUGCUCCCUGCACACUGUCUGCACACUUGUUCCUGUUGUCAAAAAACAAUGUGCAGGGUUCAACAGUACUUUGCUACAUUUUAGGCAAAGCGUAGCAAAUGCAGUGAAUUUCAAAUGUAGAGGCAAAUCAAUUAAAACAGUUAAGAUUCAAGAGAAAUAAUUAAGUAGUUAUUAAUGAAUAAGCUCUUUUUAAAUUAGAUUUGAUUAAAUAAAAUUAAAUUGAAAAGACAA